GAAGAGUUGUGUUUUAAUAUGUUCAAUAUCAAAAACAAACAGGUUCUGCAAAUAAAAGAAUUAUGCUGUAGAUUUCACUUCCUUUGACCUAGCUAGUGUAGUCGUUGAUAAAUUUUGACAAGAAUGCUGCUAAUGUUCUUUUUCAGCUGCGUCGCGUUCUUGGCUGCGUCCGUUGCUGCCUCGCCUGAUGCUGGAGCAAUAGCUGGCAGUAUUACCACGUGUGCACCAGAGGCAGCAGCAGACGGCUACGAUGACCCACUACUUGUUGGAAAUGACGCGCAAGAUGGGGAUGUUGAGCAGCCUGAUGAAGAUACCUCGGCGAGUACGCUACAAUUGAUUGAGGGCAUGUGCAACGUUACGGUCGGACAAGUAGACAAAGAAAAAGAUCAUGGUGCUGUCAGCGGAAGUGAACAUGUCGGUGCUGCUGCUGCGACCACCGGCAGAGAAUUCUCAUUUUUGAAGGAAACUUUUUCUGAUCAUGAUGGCAUUCUAGGCGCAGGCGACGUCCAUGGAAAGGAGGACAGUAAAGGGGAUGUUCCUCCUGCCAGGAAGAAAAGGGAGCAGGAGACGCUGCCUGUUCUCGGCGAAGGCUCCAGCUCUUCCUCUAGGUCUACUACGAGAAGGUCGUUGAUUUAUUCAGAUGUAGUGGAAGAAGCAGAGAGUAGAGAGGCAGGCGCCGAACAGCAAGCUCUUCUGCAACUGCCACUUCCCGGAGCUGCUUGGGGGAGCAAGCGUUCCCUCCCUGCUGAUUUUCUGCCAUUGGCCCAGCAGGAUUCAUCUGUACUCGACAUCAAGAAUAUGCCAGAAGCUAUCGCAUCACCAGACCUCAGAAGGCCAGCCACGCCGACGGGAGCAACUCCAACUUCCCCGCCGAGUCCUGAUCGCAUGUCUUACAACUCUUUUGCGCCUAUUUUGACCGACCCGGCAGAAGACUUCGAAAGCGACCGAGAUGGUAUCACGACAAGUAGGAGUCGAACACCUCCUCCACUACUCCUUGCAGUUCCAGGUGCGCCACCGGAAAGCAUACCUGGUAUGAUCGUGGGCAUAAGUAGUUUUCGCGAAUUUUGGGUUUAUUUUUUUGAAGAAUAAAGAAGGAGGUAUAAAUAGAUAAUUGUUGAGCAAAAACAAAGCAGGACACAAUAUUACUUGCAGUUAUCUAUGCUGUCAAAUACUUAAGUAGCUUAUCUUCUGCUGGCCUUAUCGGGCGGGGCGACAGGUAGUUUCUUGUCUACUUAAACUAGAACGGCCGACUACACCGCCGCCAGCGCUGCCCCCGCUACCAGACUUAGAGGAGGAUGGCGUCUUUUAUCGGAACAACAAGCUGCGGCAGGACGACAUCAAGACUUUCCACGAGAACGCCGAGCCUUUGAUCAGAGCAUUGAAUGAUGGGACAGUCACCCUGGCGAAUAUCACAGGAGGGUCAUCAAGUGGGAAACAGCUGAAAGGGCGCCAGGAAAAAACAUCUGCAAGAAUUGAAGAAAGUAAAAAAGCCUCAGGAACAGAGACGUAUGUUUCUCUUAAGGGUCAUCGUAAAAGUGUUUUUUAGUUGAGUUACUGAUAAUCAAGAAAUAGCGAUAUGUCAAUGUCUACGGAAUUGGGAUGGUAGUCCUUCCUGGAGUCAAUAGCAAUGAAGCAUGCGCGAAAACCGAUCGACAUGCGAUAAUGAUUUUCCAAGAGUUGUAUACUGCUUGUGCAUUUUCUAUCAGGAAAGUAUGUAUCUACUAUUCAAAUGAAAAAAAAUAUAUUAGUAAGUUUCAUAAAACCAUGUUGUUGCUCGAAUUUUUCUCGUGGAGACCAGCUGCUGCAACCUCAUCCAUCCGUUGCCGCCCUUUGGUCCGUGACUUCCAUCGGCGGUACAGAUCAGUGUACCGUUGGAAAAAAGGACAUGAUAAAACAGGAUGGAGUAGUACAAGAACUAGGCGAUGUUCUUGUACAGGAGCAAGCGACACAGGUGACGAGGCCGCGAAGAAAAGAGCCCUGUACCGAACCUAAGCGACCGAGUAAGCUUAAACUAGAGAUAUUCGAUCCGACGAAGGGCAACUGGAUAGAGGAGCAGUUUGAAAAGGUGGCUUCUCUAGCUUGUGAACCAGAUGAGAAGGUUCGCAAAGAGCACGAGCAGUUGCGCGUUCUCGCGCGCAACGCUGAAACUUAUUCUGGGUAUUCGCCCAAAGCGGCAGAGGGAAGGUGCGCUCGCGAGAAGCUGGCGAGUCUCGAGCGGAAAGGGACCGCAAAAGUUCAGCAGCGUGUGUGGGCAGCCAUCUAUACCUUCAUCGAAGCGAAAGAAGGACCUCCACGAGAACGCUACGAUUUGGUCAAAGGCCUCGUGAAUGAUGGACACCUCUGCAGCCUACUACAGAAUGGACUCACAGUUGUAUGAUGCGGGGCAAAUAGAACGAGGAGUAAAUAUUGAUCUUCACAAACUCACACACAAUAAAAGUUGUUAUCUUCAGGUGGAUCAUUCACAAAGCUCGAACGCUCUUUUGUUUUUAGUAUGGUAAUUUAUCCUGAAACUGCGUUUAAGUUUAUGGUUGCGUUGAAUAUUGCAUUGAUCAUCAUCUGGAUCUCCACUUCCUGCUCCUCGUUCAUGGAUUUCGUCCAGUAACUACGAAGAUGAGCAGUGUCGACGAGAUCAUGCGAGAAGGGCGAUGGCUUUUCACUACGGACCAGUUAUUGCCCAGACAACGUAUAUGGAUCCCGCCUCUGCUGCAAAGUAUCGCACGAAAAAUCAGGGCCACGACGUCCGGACAUUCCUCAGAUUUUUCCAAGUAUAUCGAUACGAACUGGGAUACGGACAUAAUUUGUGGCGAUGCGAACGGUUAGCGUCUGAGAAAGUGAAAUCAAACAUACCUUUCGAUCCGUGGUACGCCGCGCUGAGUCGCAAUGCAAAUUUGUUUCCGAAAGAGGAGGAAGCAGAGGAAAAAGCAGGAAGUGGCGUUGCUGUAGUAGACGGAGUUGUGGAAAAAUCUUCAAGUCGUGGGACAGCGACGAACGUUGAAGUUGUAAUUGGAGAGAAUUUGAAGUCAUCAAGUACUACUGGAAUUGUAGCGGCACCACUAAAUCCAGAAAUUGAGGUAGCCUCUUCAUGCAUGUCUGCUAUGAACUGCACGUCAUGCAGUAAACGUCGGGGUCGUGGUAGUUGUCCCGUGGCUCCGCAAGCAAAUGCUGAAGAACGUACUCGGUGUCUGUUGGAGAAAGAAGCUCGGUGCGAUGUGCCGGACGCCUCUACGGUCAUCAUGAACGAUGGUAACAGGACCAACAGCAUACAGGUGCAGGAGCCAGUCUCGGACUCAGAUAAAAACCGGGUAAGAGAAUCCCCAGCAGCGAAGCGAAGCAGACGAAUAUGCGAUAAAACUGGCGAUUCUUUUGAUGAUAGCACAUGCACAACGCAGCCAGAAGCAAGUGAAGCAGGAGAGAUUUCUAAGAGAAAAUGUAGGCAGCCUGCAGAUGCUGAUUUUCUCGCUGGUGGUGGUGAAGACUGUGCACGACAACAUGAUUUUCCUCCUGUUCUAGGUGGAACGGGAGAUUCGCUUUCGCGCACUCCAUCGCGGACUUCACCUUUACAUGAGGAAGCUACGAGUGCGGGAGGAUCCGCAUUACCUGAAGAUUUAGAUAUUGUCGAAAGUGCAUUUGAAGAAAGGCGAUCUGCCUAUCAAUCUCAGUUUCCGAACGCGCUUAUAGAAGAAGAUGCUAACAAUUGCCGCGAUUAUUUGAAAUAUAGAAGAAGUUGCCUCUUCAGGCCUGUGAUAACGCCACGAAAACGGAGGCGGCCUGUGUCAAGAAUAGAUGCUUGGGCAACCGAGUGGGCGACAGAUUCUCUCCGUGUUCCGGCGCCACCACGGCCUGCGGAGUCACAAGCAGGGUCGACACAGCAAGCUCACAUUUGUCCUGGAGAGAAUCCGGAUAAAGUAGAGGUUAUGACGAUUUUCUACAUCUCCUAGCUGUCGCUAGUUUAAGUGUUUUAGAUGUUUCAGUAGUUAUUCACACUCGAUUAACCAUUUUCAGGAAUAGAAAGUGCUAUAGGUUUCAACUUUGAUCAUGAUCAAGGUCGGUUUCUUGAGAUAGGAAAUUGAAUGAUUGACCUCUUGAGUUGUGCUCUCUAACAAAGGAGAUGCGCUGCCAGCCAAGCUUGACGAUAAUUGCGUCGGUGUGUCGGUCAUGCCGGAAAAAGAAUAUCGCGAGCUCGAAUUUCACUACUCGGGACCGAUACGCGGGUUUCUAUCUCAAGCAUUUUCCUAAUCGUCCUGAUCUGCUCCGGAAAUUCACUUUCUUUUGUUCUCUAAGGAAGAAGCAUUUGUUCUCUUUCGCGCGGCGCCACCUACGGAGGAGCACCAAUAAUCGCCAAGUACAGCGCAAUCAAAAACACAAAUACUUGAAUAGAUGAACUGCACUCAAUCAUCGUUAGUACCCAUGUUGAUGUUUGCUUCUUUAGGCCACUUUUUGGGGAAUGUAGAUACGUUGAAAAUGGAUAUUUGCAGCUGAUGUGGCAGUCUAGACCCUGGGAAAUAGUCGUUUAUUUACUUUUUAGUAUUUGAUAUACUUCUAGUACUCUGUCAACGCAGCCUGGCCGCGCACCAGUGGACCCUCAACCUUGACCCUUCAAGUUCAAGGCAUCAAUGUUUUACUUUUACAGGUAAGGGGCUCCGCCUGGCAGUGUAUUGAUGAAUUUUUUGCAAUAGUCUUGUCCGAUGCUAGAACAGCAUGCGACCCUUAUAAGUAUGACACCUACACCUUGUAUGUGGAAAAUUCUAGCCUGCAACUGAAGAUAAGAUCUGAUUAGACAACUUGAAGCUGCUACGUACUACUGUUGUAACAGUACUAGCACGCCAUAUGCAAAACGUUCAUAACUACGAGCUCUGGGAAACUAUGUAAAGAACGCGCGAAAAUGACGCAAUUUAUGAUGCUUGGUAAGGAGACAGAGUUCUCA
Molecule: messenger RNA, 4924 nt
Organism: Amoebophrya sp. A25
Lineage: Eukaryota; Dinophyceae; Syndiniales; Amoebophryaceae
Source: the annotation of a GenBank genome assembly